AAAAAGUUAAAGAAAGAAAUUGCUAAGCCUGCGAUACCGUACAGUACUUUAAUCGCAUCUCAAUGGUAGGCUCAAAUCUGGAGGAUUCAACAUUUUUGUAGGGCACUCCCGAGCUUCAAAGUUUUCUCAUUGGGUUUUUGCAUCGAUGGAAUUAAAUGGCGAAAAAUCAGAAAAGAUGGUCUCCGAUUCGAAGGGAUCAUCAAAAUUCUCCUUCUCCCUGCCUACAAAAUCUUCUGGUAAGCCCAAGGUGAAGCCAUCGGAAGAUAAAGAAUUUCACGAGGAGGAAGACAGGCCCGAAUUUGUGAACGAAUUCGACCCCGCCAAGCCAAUAAAGAAAGUGAAGGUCGUUCCCAAGCUAGAAAAUUCAUGGCGUCCGGAGAAAAGGAUGAAGAACAUUCAGAUGAAGGAUUCCGAGCUGCAAUUCGAGCCCGAAGCAGAUCUGAAAGAUUCUCACGAUUCCAAUGUAGAGUUUGGCUUGAACCUCAGAACCCAUGUUGCUGUUCCCAUGGAAGUUGAUAAGAAUGGAGAGGAGGGGUUUAAAGGGAUUGAUGAAAACGAGAAAAUCAAUAAUUCGGGUGUUUUAGGGUUUAUGAAUUCUGGCGAGGAGGAAAGAAAGAGAUUGCGGGAAUCUAUUGAUGAGUUACCUGAGGAGGCCUCGCUUGAGGCAUAUUCGAGCUUGCCUGUGGAAGAUUUUGGAGCUGCUCUUUUGAGGGGCAUGGGUUGGUCUGAAGAGAAAGGGAUUGGGCGUGCGAAGGAGCCUGUCAUGCCUAUUGAGUAUGUGAGGAGGGUGGGGAGAGAGGGGCUUGGGGCUACUCCUGCGCCUUCUUUGGAGAAGUCCAAGAAGUUUGUGAAGCCUGGUGAGAGCAGGGAGGGCAGGAGGAGAGACCUUGUUGCUGCACCUGGGCCUGAUGGGAGGAUUAGGAAUGUUGUUAAUGUAGGGGAGAAGCUUGUUGAGAGGCAUCGGAAGGGUGUUGCUGUGGGGAAGAUUAUGUUUAUUGCAGAGGGCAGACAUGUUGGGUUGAGGGGUGAGGUUACUGAAGUUUUGGGGGAGGGUUCUGGUGAUAAACGUGUGGUUAUGAGGCUCUGCAAAAGCGAGGAGAAGGUGGUUGUGGGUGUGGGGGAUGUGGCCGAUGUGGGUUCCGUGGAGGAGGUAGAUUGUCUGAGGAGGCUUAAGGAGGUGAGGGUCGAUGGAAGGGGGACUUCUAGGGAUGGGAGGGCUCAAAAGGGUUAUAAGGAUGAAGAGAACGGAUCAGUUCGGAGCAGAGACAGAGACGGUGUCAGGGACUCUGGCAGUAGGGAUGAGAAACAUGAUAGGAGAGAAGAAGACUAUGGGAGCAGGGAUGAGAAAAAAAUGGAUGAGAUGGGAAGGGGAGAGUGCGAAAGGGAUAACAGAUUCAGGGACGAGAGAAGGGAAUCUAGGAGCCGAGAGCAGGGAAAAUCUGUCAACGAUGACAGCAGGGAUGAGAAGAGGCAUGACAACAGGAGAGAGGACUGGGACAGGCCGAGUAGACAGUCGGACGUGUACAGGGAUAGAGGACAUCAGGGUGAAAAGGGCAAUUGGAAGGGAGAUGGCAGACGGGAUGAAUACCGUGACAGGAAGGAGGAUGCUAGGCGAGAAGAUUAUCGUGAUAGGAAGGAGGAUCCUAUGCAAGACAAAUACCAUAAUAGGAAGGAAAAUUCUAGGCGGCAAAAUUACAAUGACAGGGAGGAGGUAAAAAACAGAAAGGGCGAGGAGGAACGGAGCGAAUCAAGAGAUAUGAGAAAUAGAAAUGACGGAACUGCAAACAUGAAGGAGAAGCAAACCAAUGAAGAUAGGAGGAAGACUGAAUUUGAGAGUAAGGCAAAUGAAAAAAGCAGGUCUGAGAAUGGAAUUCAGGAAAGUGUUUUACCAAUCUCUUGGCUCACAAGUCAAAUAAGGGUUAGAGUAAUUAGCAAAGAUUUUCAGGGAGGAAAGCUCUACUUAAAAAAGGGCAGAGUCAUUGAUGUGGUGGAUCCGACUACAUGUGAUCUGUUGAUGGACGAGAAUGGAGUGGUUGUUCAAGGAGUAAAACAGGAUGAUUUGGAGACUGCUCUACCAAAGAGAGGUGGUCUAGUUAUGGUUGUUGAGGGAAAGCAAAGGGGUGUUGUUGGAAAACUAUUGGAAAGGGAUUCAGAUAAGGGAGUUGGGUUGGUCCGGAAAGAGGACACCUACGAGACACUGACUUUGUCUCUUGAUCAUAUUGCUGAAUUUCUAGGGGAGCCAGAAGAACUUGGUUAUUGAUGAAACGUGUUAGCGCUAUGUAAGAUGACGCUGCAUUUUUAUGACCUUAUUUUCUGAUGUUGCUUAACUUCAUUCAAAGGUCUGUCACGCAUUUAUAUGUUUUCAGCAUCCGUGAAGAUAACAAAGGUUCUAUGAUUCUAUCCUGUUCAGAGAAUGAAGAGUUAUCUUUGUAUAAAUGCAAAUGUUUAAAGAUCUCCAAAACCUCCUUGGUGAUGUGCGGUUCUGGAGAAGCUUGAUGCAAACAUGUCAGCUUGAAGAUUAUCCAUUUAUAUUGAGGGUAUAAAAUUUUGUGCUGUUGAAACUGCAAACAUAGGAAAUGAGGUAAUCCAAAAAAGAAAAAAUGAAAUUUCAGGAGAUGAAAACUAUAAAAAUUAGAUGGUAAUGACAUAUCAUAUUCAUAUUUUGCUGGAGAUAAAUCAGCUGGUUGAGACCAUUGCUGAUUUUAGGUUGGGGAUAGGAAAGACCUUCCUUCUUUGUUUCAGUUGAAUAAAAAACUCCUGUUUAAAGAUUCUGCUUGUUUAAUCCGUUUCUUUGGUAAUCAAGCAUACUCAUGUGAAGGAUUAAAUGGCAGUCUCUUGAAGAGUCCUUAUUAUAAUGUAUUAAUAAAUGGCAAGCAGCAGUUGAAUGCUUUGCUACCAAGUAAUUUCUUGUCUGGAGAUCAAAUUAUACUUACUGAGGAUUAAGUUUCCAAAGUCCAGGAGAUUAUGGAACAAUUUUUUCUAAGCAAUUGUGGAGAAGACUUAAUCAAUGUAUUGAAACGUAUUUCAUGAUCUCCCA
This is a messenger RNA of Cryptomeria japonica (Japanese cedar), 3037 nucleotides long. RefSeq names its product protein MOS2. Gene Ontology annotation, biological process: mRNA splicing, via spliceosome. Gene Ontology annotation, molecular function: nucleic acid binding. NCBI's taxonomy places the organism in Eukaryota, Viridiplantae, Streptophyta, Pinopsida, Cupressales, Cupressaceae. The transcript has 2 exons. Gene Ontology annotation, cellular component: spliceosomal complex. The record is from RefSeq and is a predicted model, not a curated record. The coding region runs from base 146 to 2260 and encodes 704 amino acids.